CCGCACACACUUCCGCUUCCGGCGGCUGCGUUGUUGCGGGAACAGAUCUGACAACACACUGGAUGUGACCCCGCCCACCUUCUUCACAAUGACGUCACUCACCGGGACGAUGCUUUGGAAGUCUGCGAAAGCAAACCCCCGCUUAGGCAACGCAAACAUGGCGGACAAGACGCCGAAGCAGUCCGACGCUCCGUACGCGGAGAGGAUAGACCCCGCCAAGGCCAAGCUGUCCAACGACCAGAUGCACUUCAUCAGGCAGGUGGAGCUGGAACAGUGGAAGAAGAAGACACAUAAGUUGAAGGCGCGGAACGUGCUGACGGGGGUCGCCAUCGGAGCCCUGGUGGCGGGAAUAUACGGCUACACCUUUUACUCCGUCUCCCAGGAGCGCGUCAUGGACGAUCUGGACGAGGAGGCCAAGCGUGCCAGAGCGCCAAAGACAAGCGCCAACUGAGUCCUGGUGUGGCGACCAUGUUCUCCUCUUGAUGGCGACCAUGUUCUCCUCUUGACGCGUGCUGGACUCUUCACUUGGGACGUAUUGUUGUCCAACCGGACGUGGACCUGCCAGGACACGACCGCAGACCAACACAAAUAGAAAUCUGAAGUGACCUUUAACAGCAGCCAACACAAAUCUGACAAAAUGUUGCAUGUGACUUUAUUUAUGUUUUUUUGUUGAUUAAUAAAACAACACGUGUCGUGUUUUAUACGA
Molecule: messenger RNA, 706 nt
Organism: Nerophis lumbriciformis (worm pipefish)
Lineage: Eukaryota; Metazoa; Chordata; Actinopteri; Syngnathiformes; Syngnathidae
Gene: coa3a
Product: cytochrome C oxidase assembly factor 3a
Biological process (GO): mitochondrial respiratory chain complex IV assembly
Cellular component (GO): mitochondrial inner membrane
Source: RefSeq, a predicted model, not a curated record